This is a messenger RNA of Cydia pomonella (codling moth), 6259 nucleotides long. RefSeq names its product DENN domain-containing protein 1A. NCBI's taxonomy places the organism in Eukaryota, Metazoa, Arthropoda, Insecta, Lepidoptera, Tortricidae. Bases 328 to 2595 code for a protein of 755 amino acids. Gene Ontology annotation, biological process: endocytosis; endocytic recycling. The record is from RefSeq and is a predicted model, not a curated record. Gene Ontology annotation, cellular component: intracellular membrane-bounded organelle; cytosol. Gene Ontology annotation, molecular function: guanyl-nucleotide exchange factor activity; phosphatidylinositol phosphate binding. The transcript has 14 exons.
AUACGUUCAUCAAACUAAAAAUCCUAUUGGAUUUCUAAACGUCAUCUGAUAUGACAUUUUCAAAAAAAAAAAAGAAUUUCUCUUUGGUACUCAAUUUUUGAUGUAUGCUGCAGUGUUGAGUGUUCGCCUGUCUCUAAACCAUGGUGACUCAAUACAGUCUUUCGUAACAGCUUAAAAAAAAUCAUUAAAAAUGCCAGUUCCCAGUUGUAUUUAGUGUUCUAUGGCCUGUGAUGUCUCAUAAUCGUUAGAUCUUUAUACUCGUAAGCAUACACAAUGUACAGCGAAACGCUUAUUUCGGUCAAAAUUUGAAGAGUACCACGUCGAGAAAUGGGUUCCAGGCUAAGAGACACAGCACGGCUGUUCGAAUUGUUUUGUGAAGUAUCACCCGGGGACCCCACAAAAGAACCACGGGAGCCCUAUAUCAUCAGAAAAUAUCCCGAAGGACUCAGAACAGAGGAUGAACUAAAAGAUGUUCCUAAGUUCACAUUCCCCUGUGAAUUAGAUACUACAUUCGUCCAGCACUAUUCUUUUGUGAUGACGGCUGUGGAUUCAAAGUAUACGUUUUGUUUCUGCCGAUACGACCCCAGAACGAACACCGCAUUAGUGAUAAUGUCUCACUUACCAUGGCACGAUAUAUUUUAUAAAUUAUUAAAUAGUAUAUCGAACCUAAUAAACAGUUCAGAGAAGGGAGAGCUGACGUCGUUCCUCGAGGCGUGUCGGAUCCGGCCGCCGAUGAAGGACCACACGCUAAAAGUGACGUACAACGCGGGCAGAAGCGUGUUCUCUUGCCAAAACCCCGACGGCCGUCUUCCGAGCAUCCCAGAAAAUUGUAAUUUAACGGAAUACUUCAGUGCGGUAGAUACAAAAUGCAUGGCAGGGUUAUGGGCAGCGUUACUACACGAAAGACGAGUCGCCAUCGUGGCAUCCAAGCCCUCCCGGUUAUCGGCGUGUGUUCAGGCGGCCAACGCAACCUUAUUCCCGAUGUCGUGGCAGCAUAUAUUUAUACCGAUUCUGCCUAAACAUUUUGUGGAUUAUCUGUUGGCGCCAAUGCCGUUUCUAAUUGGAGUUCCUGCUAGCGUUAUGAAGACUGUAAGGAUGUCGGAUAUAGGAGAUGUAGUAAUAUUGAAUGUAGACGAAAACGAACUGAGAUCUCCCUUCCAAGACUUAGAAAGUCUUCCGCCUGAAUUGGUAUCCAGUUUAAAGAAAGCUUUAAGUGAUAAGAAUGCAUUAGGGGACGCUGUGUCGCGAGCGUUUUUACGAGCACUAGUAGGUUUAAUAGGAGGGUACCGAGACGCGAUAAGAAUUGAAAAAGGUCAACAAAUAACGUUCAACCCUGAGGCUUUUGUGAGAACAAGAAAAAAUAUGCAACCAUUCCUUAAAAAAAUACUACAAUCACAAAUAUUUCAACAGUUUAUAGACGAAAGGUUAGAAUUGCUCAAUUCCGGCAGAGGCUUUAACGACGAGUUCGAAGUUGAAUGUAACGCCUACGCCGACAAACUAGGGACGGGCAGCGGCCAACGACUCAAACAGCAGUACAAAGACUGGGCCAAGACUGUGAAGAAAGAAGGCGGUGCCUUCUUUAAAAAUUUCAAAGAUAAGGCGAACCCCGCGGUACAGUCAGCUGUCAAAACGGUCCGGCAAGGAGGUAAAAACAUGAAGUCAGCGGUUAAGGGUCUGAAGAAUAAAAUACCCAAGACUGGUUCUCGGCCGUCGUCGAUCAAUACUACGGAUGACAGCAGAUUCUCAUGCGGCUCAGUGACCCCAGUAUCCUCGGAUUCUUCGGACUCGUCGCCGUCCCGCGACCCGCCGCUCCGCGACCCGGCGCCGCAGCUGCCCCUCGACCUGCUCACGGAGAUGGAGCACCUGUUCAAGAACAAAUCGCGCCGGGACAGCCUGCCCAACAGCCCGCAUAAUCAGCUGAGUCUAGCCGACAAAUCCAAAACACUGUCACCAAGUGUCCCACCCCGGUUACCGGAUCGUCCCAAACUCCCCCUCCGUUACCCAAUAAUUUCCACGAGGAAGUUGAUAGACCUGUCGGACGCGCCCGCGCCGCCACCCCGCGCGCAGCACCACGCGAACCACUCGCAUUUCGUCACUAACAUCACCAAAAACAGUGACGCGAGCGAUUUUCACACGAGCACUAUUCAGUUUACGGAGGGCAAGGAGAAAGGCAAGCUGAAGCUCACCAUGUCGACCACGCAGAGGAAGCUGUCCGACAGCUCACCCGCGCCCCUGCCCGCGCCCAACGGCUUCAAGCCGCCGCCCGCGCCCGGUCAGGAACCAAAUAGCUUACCGAGGCCCACGGCCCGAAACCUCCACAUACCGAAUAGAGGAAAAACUCAAGAGUCGUGUGAGUCCACUGAUCUCAUAAAACUGGACGAUUCACCGACGAAUCUAGAAGAUUUCGAUCCUCUCAAGUGCCGUGAUAAAAAUGAUAAAGUGGAGACAAACAAAGCGACGGACAGUGCUCUCUUGCACGAGUACGGGUUGGACUUUAGCCAGUUCGGCUUCGGCCUGCUGGAGGCGCCGGCGCCGGGCUCGAGCGCGGAGGCCCCGCCCUCCGCCGUGCCCAAGGGCUGGACUACCUUCAACUGAGUGAUUCGCUUUACUGUUCUGUUUAUUUUGCGUAUAUACCUUGUAGUCCCGUGCUAAUUUAAUUAUUUAUUUAUUGCUACGACUAUUGUAGCCACGGAGUUUGAGCAACAUACUCAUUGUUUAGAUCGAUAUUAAUGUACAUAAUGUGACAUAUCAAUGAAAUGUAAAAUAAUGUGUUGUUAAUACGUCGUAGGUAACGUUUUCUGUAUAUGUGUCGUAGGUUAAUGUAAUGUAAUGUAAUGUCAUAUGUAUAUUUCAGAUAGAUCAAUUAUUUUUAUGUGCAGAAUAGUCAAUAUUUUUUCAGAGAUCUUCCAUGUUGUUAUUGUUUCGGUUUUAACAUUUUAUACCAAUACUGUAUAUUCCCGUGAUAUUUUUAAACGAGACUCUCGGCCUUUGUAAAUAUACGAAAUGAAUCGAUUAGAAUGAUAUAAUAUGAUUACUAAAUUAUAACUUGGCGAUUUCAACAUCGCACUUUCGUCCAAAAACUUUAUAUAGAAAGUAGCAGAAUUUCAGUGUAAUUCGAGAUCGUAUAGGUUCAACUAUUGCUUUGUCGGUAUGUAAGACUCAAUUGUUUCGUAUUUGUAUAAGAUACUGAUGAGUGUAAAUCUUCGAAAGUACACAAUUCGAGAUUGCCAAUCAAAAUAGACACGGUUGUUGCCAAAGUAAAAUAAACAAGUUUUUGGACGAAAGUAUUCGUCUCAUAUUCAGCGAAUAAGUAGAUAGUUAUGAUAAAAUUGUACUGGCGUUCUAUAGCACAACGUUUUUGGACCUGUUAUUUGUCUUCGUGUUUGGGACAUAUGUCUAUGAUAUUGUAGUCGAAAAAAAAAAGCAUUAUUCUAACAGUUUAAUAACCAUGUGCUAUAUUUAAACAUUUCAUAGUCGCAAAAAUCAAUAUUUUUUUUUCUAUAUUCUAUCUAAGGCUUGUCUAUUCACAAGGCUUCAAUAUCGUUGCUAUAAGUCCAUGCUGCGAUUGAUGACAACAGUGUCCUUGGAAAAAACAACUGAAUUCCUCAUAUUCUAAAAUGUAGUCUAAAUAAACAAAUUUUCUUCCGUAUUUUUAGAGUAUAAUGUGUAAUUUAUAAACGAUUAUGUUGUCAAAAAGUACAAUUAGCCUUUUUAUGAUAAGGUAAUGCAGAUAUUUAGUUCUUAUACCAGCAAUAGCAUGGAUUUAAUGUAUACAAUCGUCUUUUCAUAAGGUGCUUUUACAACGGAAAAAGUAAGAAAGAAAGAAGAUUACAUUUGUUUAACGCCACAACAUAGUACAUAAAGAAAAAUACACUGCACGCUGAAAUAGGAUGGUUAUAAAAUUCUUAUCGUCAUUUGACUACCAAAACUCUGUAACUUGCAAGCUUGUAUCUCAAGACGCUCAAGUAGAUCGAUAAAGUUGAUCAAGGUGGUGACAUGACCAUCGUUAAAAUUAAAAUAAAUAUGAAAGUAGCGUGGUAGCUACGUUAUUUUCGGUUACUUGCUUAAGACGAUAGUGGACAACCAGUUUCCCAUGCAACCAUAGUGCCCAUUUUCCUCCCUGGCUUCGAUAUGGGAAACAUCUUUUACAUAUUUUAAUGUAUAUGGACCAUAGCUGUGCCCCUUCGUUGGAAUUUUUAAUUUUUUACAUUAUUAUCUGAGUUAGAAGCUUUUAGAUAUGUACGAGUAUAGGAGUUUAGGAAUAAGUUUUUCGCUCCUAACUCAUAUAAUUAUUUAAAAAAUGGAAAAAAAAACUAACGAAGGCAGAGCUGUGUAUAAAUCUUAUUUUAUAAAAAAUACUGUCCGUAAUAUUAGUAUUCAGAGAGGAAAGUGGGCACUACGUUUGUUUGGCCCCGGUACUUUUGUUCUAUGUAUUAGUCUCUGAAUGAGUUUUGGUUGUGAACUGACGUUCUCCACAAUAUAUACCGUACACUUUUUGGCUUAAACUACCGGUGUUGGAUUAAUCGAUAUGGGCCAAACAAACGCAGGCAUUUAGUGCAAUAUUAAAUAAAACAUAUAUCUAUCUAUACAGUAUACUGUAUAGAGAUAUUCCUAUUUACAAAAUUUAUUUUCUGUUUUAUGUUAUUUUUAAUUACUAGCUUCAGGGUGGCAGACAUUAGAAAAUAUAGUUUUUUUUUUAGAAAUAGACAUUUAAUAUUCCGCUAUCUUUCUUAUUAGGCUAUUCACACACAGAUAACGCUUUCUGCUGCGGCGAGAGCGCAAAUUAAUACAGUUAGAAUAGGCGGUUAGUCAAUCUCGCGGGCGAGAUAUUGUCGCGGCGCUCCUGUAGGCCUAGCACAUGAUUGGCGCGCUGAUCUAUGUCGCGGCGAGAUAGACUAACCGUCUUUUUCUAUGUUAAUUAUCGAGGGACGGGUAGUCUAUCUUGCCGCGAGUUAAGUACUGUCGCGCCAAUCAUGUCCUAGCCCGGUGGUGCUAUAAGCCUACUGCUAAGCCAAUGAGCGAAUUCGUUUGUUCUGAGAACGCUAUUGGGCUUAUGAGGGUAGAGAGAAAUUAUACGUUGUUAGGUGUGUCUUCACUUGCCGUGGCAGAUCGCGGUGUCAGCGUAUGAGGCGCCUUUCUGAGGUUAUAUAGAUACUUAAGAUACCUAAAGCAGCACAGAGGCUUACUAAAUAUCUAUUGUGAAUCUAAAUUGCAAUAAAAAAUAAAACAGUGAUUUUUGUACUACACGAUUCGAAGAUAUUUGUCGUUAAAUCUUCAUACCAUUUUGAUUUCAUUGUCCUAGAUUCAUAGGUACUAAUCCAGAUAUCUAUGCGCCAUAUGUUGUAAAUGAUGCUUUGACCUCUGUUUAAUGUCAUAACGGCAGUGUGACGUGAUUGAUUAGUACACACGUUUUAAAUCUCCUGGUAAAAUAUAUCUUGUCGUGUGUAAUACAGAUGUAGUGCAUAAUUAUUUUCCAUCGUAUUUUAAAGUCAUCGUACGAACGUGUCUUGCUAUUUCAGUCAGUCUCGGUACAAAUAGUACCGUGACUGACUGAAAUAGCAAGACGUUGACGUUGACUGAAGUGGCAUGACAAAUACGAACGUUUCCUAGAAAAUACUAUGGAUAACAAUUAUACACUACAUUUGUCUUUUUAUCCGAUUUACGUGAUAUAAAUCAAUUAUAUCAAUCUUUACGGUCUUAAGCGCAAAAAAGCAAAAAAUUUUAUUUUCCAAAUGAUACCGCCCGACGGCGAGAUAAGCUCUUAAUCCUGACAUUUAAAACAUUUAAGUAUUUUCUUUUCUAAUGUUUUUAGUACUGAGAUAAAAGUUGUCUAGCUUGAGCGUUAUCUCAAAGCUCCAACAUGGUGAUACAAAGACACGUUAAUAUCUAGGUAUAUACGGUUGAAAUGUAAUUAAAUGAUUAUAUUACUUUGUAACUAGUAGGUAAGCUAGUAAGCUUAGCACAUUAAUCAACCCAUUGAAAUCAAAUACCUGACAUGUAGUAGACACCAUAGACAUCGCGUUGUCUAGGUCUCGACUUUUCGUUGAAUAACUAUCCAAGACUUUUAUUGAGAUUCCUGCCUAAAUGAAAUCGGCCAGGUUCCUUUGCACUAGAUGCUCGGCGUUCCGCAAUGCAAUCGCUAGUCCAUUGUAUGGAGUACGCAUACUCAUUAUGUCCAUAAAAUAAAACGCAGUCGUUUAAAAAUAUUUUGUGAUCUACAUAUUAUAUUAUUUUAUUACAAACUUGUUGAAAAUCAUAA